This is a messenger RNA of Triticum turgidum subsp. durum (durum wheat), 729 nucleotides long. NCBI's taxonomy places the organism in Eukaryota, Viridiplantae, Streptophyta, Magnoliopsida, Poales, Poaceae. The record is from the annotation of a GenBank genome assembly.
AUGGGGAUGCAGCCACAGACAGAGCAAGGAGGGGGCGGCGCCGCCGCGGCGAAGGAAAUGGAGGAGGAGCCGCACGUCGAGCGACUUCCCGCCGACCUCCUCGCGCACGUGCUCUCCCUCCUCUCCUCCUUCCACGACCUCGCCAUGGCCGGGGGAGUGAGCCGGCGGUGGCGCCAGGCGGUGGGACGGUCGCUGGCGACGCGGCGGCGACUAAGCUUCGCGGGACAGAGCACGGGCGACGACUCCGCCGCGCGCCUCGUCCGCGCCGCCGUCAACCUCCGCGACCUCGACGUUUCGCGGGGCUGCUGGGGCUGCCACAUCACCGACGGAGGGCUGCUGCAGAUCUCCACGGCGGAGUGCGUCGGCAAGCUGACCGCGAUCUCGUUGUGGGGAUUGGCCGGGAUCACUGACAAGGGCGUCGUUCGUCUGGUUUCAAGAGCACAUUCUUUGCGGCAUCUCAAUAUUGGUGGAACAUUUAUCACCGAUGAAUCCUUGUAUGCCGUUGCAAACAACUGUGCAAAUCUGAAGAGCAUCAUGCUGUGGAGCUGCCGCCAUGUCACGGCGGCCGGCCUGGUGGCGCUGGUGAGCAAGUGCCCGGAGUUAGAGUGCAUCAACGUCGGCGGGAUGAGGGUGUCGCGGGAGAGCUUUGCCGGCCUGCUCUCCAUCAGCCCUGUUCUGAGGAUCAGGUCCGUCCCGGAGAUCGUCAACGCCAGCGUUCAGGUUUCAUGA